GCCAAGCUGCUCCUUCAAAUCCAUUUCUCACGGCGCGGACUGUUUACGUUCAUCCCUCUUGGCGCACAACCAGGUCUUGUCGACUCCUUUUUCGUUUGAACUUUUCGGGGUUUCCCAGUUUGCCGGCCGCUGGUACCACUCGGUUUUCGCAUGCACAUAUUUUUCUUGGGCUGGAACUCUUUCAUUUCUACAGCUUGCGACUCAUUCGGAGGUGGCUAUGUAGGUUGUAUCCCACGUUGGAGCACCGCAAGUAUCUGGUCAUCACACGCAGAGUCGUACAGCAUCAAUACAGCAAGACGACAAAAAAAAGAAGUCAACCAAAAGCGAGGUCUUUUCUCUUUUCCGAAGAGAGCCAUCGCAUUUUUCUUAUCACACCUUACAUCGAAAAUUCUUGGGAAGGCGGGACUUUUUCCAUUCAUCUUUCGGGUUCGAGCGCUUUGCGAACAUUUCGUGUCUCGUUUCCUGUGCAGGGGCGGUGUGCGUGCAGCUUGCGGAUUGUGCCCUUCUUCACUUCUUGUGUCUCUUCUUCCGAUAGUUUCAGGGGUUUAUUGCACUUUGCAGCACAUUACAGAGCUAUAUCUACAUUGCUCCAAGACUUUGCCGCUAGGGAUAGUCUUUGAGGGACGGUUCAUCCUUGGACUCGAGCAAUACAUAACAUUUCUCUUUGCCGCGUGCAUAUUUCUCAAGGACACAAAACGCGUCGUGACUGGCUGCGUGUGGGGGAGUUGACGGGGCCACAGGUUGGGAAGCACGUCCUCACAGUGGCUCCAUGUCAGUGCUGCUCUCCCUCAGUGGCGUGCUCAUCUUGAUAUU
This is a messenger RNA of Microdochium trichocladiopsis, 813 nucleotides long. RefSeq lists its product as uncharacterized. NCBI's taxonomy places the organism in Eukaryota, Fungi, Ascomycota, Sordariomycetes, Xylariales, Microdochiaceae. The record is from RefSeq and is a predicted model, not a curated record. The transcript has a single exon. The coding region runs from base 151 to 729 and encodes 192 amino acids.